AGUUAAAAAACAAAAAAGAAAAAGAAAAACCCAAUUAACCAAAAAGAAUUCACUUUUGAUAGUUUUUAUCGUAUGGUUCUUUUUAGCUGCAUUUUGAAAAAGUGUUGCACUUACUAAAAUUAGCUCUAAGAAAAUGCACAAACUGAUUCCAGGAGCACCAAAGUUAGCCACCCAACGUGCAUGGCUUUAAGUUUAAAGCUGGGAGGCAUUAUUCUAUUUAUAGGGGGAAAUAUUAGGAAAAGAUGGAAUAUUUUUCCUCCUGACCCCUCAUUCACAGGCUCAGCGUAGAUGUUGUUCCUCAAACAAACUUUUUUCUUGUCAGUUUUUACAAGACCUCCCUCUGUUUGAACGUUUCCCAACAAUUCAUUUCUGCAGUUUUGAGUCGGUUAUACAUUUGACUUUCCAUCCGAAUCGGUUUGAUGCCCGCCAAUUUGGUUGGGUGGUUACCUUCAGUCUUCUUCAAGAAUUUGCUAGGCAAUUUAAUUCAUAUGGGAACAGUUGUUCAAACCCAGGUAACUUGAAAGUUUCUGUUCAUCUCAUGUCCGUGGCCCAAUAACUCCACUGGGAAAGAUGAGAUCUUAUGUUGCCGGUUUGAUUCCAAUGAAGUAAAUGUUAACAAUAAGACCUAUUGGAGCAGGCAGUUCUUCUGUUCUAGGUAGCAUCAAAGUUUAUAUAAAUUUUUUCUAAUGAUUAGCCGUGAAAACCAGCUUGUGGUGACGAAAGAGCUUGAAAUGACAGUCCUGUCUCAACAUCCCAUUUUCAGGCUCAAUCCAAACUCGUUCUGGUAAACGGCUUUUAAUAAUGUCCAAUUAUUUCCAGGGAUCAGCUGUACCUAUUUCCAAUGCAAAACCACCAUCCGGGGAGAAAGUAUCCGAGGAUCAGACAACAAAUAAAGCAGUCCCUCAGACCUCAGUCGUUUUUAUCUAUCAAGCCAAAGUAGCUGGAUUGCGUUGCAAUGUAACAGCGACCUGGUGCAAAAACCUCAGUAACCAUUCCCUUACCAUCAAGGUGGAAAACCCUUGUAUUGAAAAGCAUCUCACUUGCAAGGUAGAUAUACGGACCUGGCAGUUUUGGGGUAGAAAAGGUCUCAAAUCCUUUGAACUAGAGGGAAAACAAGUAGGGAUUUUCUGGGAUUUUAGACAGGCAAAAUUCUCCAGCCCUCCGGAUCCCUGCUCUGAUUAUUAUGUUGCCAUGGUUUGUGAGGAAGAGGUGGUUUUAUUGCUAGGAGACAUGAAGAAAGAUGCUUAUAAAAGAACCAGAUCAAGGCCAUCUUUAGAUGAUGCCACCUUGUUGUGCAAGAAAGAGAAUGUGCAUGGAAAAAGAUUGUUUUGUACUAGAGCCAUGUUGGCUGAGGGUGGAAAAGAACAUGACAUUGUCAUUGAGACAUCUCUAUCUGGGCCUGGUGAUCCUGAAAUGUGGAUUAGCAUUGGGAAUGCAAUGGUGAGUCGUGUCACAAACUUGAAUUGGAGAUUCAGGGGGAAUGAAACUGUGAUGGUGAACAAUUUGCCUGUACAAAUUUUAUGGGAUGUGCACGAUUGGUUGCAUAGUAGCUCCGGUUCAGGUCCUGGUUUGUUCAUCUUCAAGCCAGGCGCACUGAAAUGUGUAUUAGAUAGUGUUUCUGAUGUUAAAAAUUGCAGCCAUCAAAGGAAUGAGGAUGGUUGCCAAUAUGAGUCCCCCUUAGUUCAGGAAAACCAAUCCACCAAAGAGUUCUGCCAUUUCUUAUAUGCUUGGAGAAGUGAGUAAGGGGCAGACAGAGACUAGCUGCAUUCCAAUCUUACAUGUUACAUGGUUAAUAUAUCAUCAAUUCAGUGUUCUUUCUGUAAAGCAAAUAAUAUUUGUAUCUUAAUAUGGGUUCAUUUAUUAAUUUUUUUUAAUUUUCCACUUGGAGAUUUUAACAUUGAUGCGAAUCCAAAUGGAUAUUGAUUCACAUGAGAAUUACAUGUAUAUGCCUAAAAAAAGAAUUAAAUUGUAAAUUACUUCUAUUUCCAUAAUUAGACCAAAAACAUUUAAAUUUGGCCAUA
Molecule: messenger RNA, 2021 nt
Organism: Carya illinoinensis
Lineage: Eukaryota; Viridiplantae; Streptophyta; Magnoliopsida; Fagales; Juglandaceae
Exons: 1
Coding region: 802-1743 (313 amino acids)
Source: RefSeq, a predicted model, not a curated record